GUUGAGUCAGGCACUAACAUACCUGCCUCCCUGCUCCUGGCAGCUUAAAGCACAAGAAUCUGCUUGGCCAAGACUCUCCUGUAUCCAUCUCCUGUCAAGUUUCACACCUGACUUGGAUACAGAAAGGACCACCAUGGGACUAUUCUACAGUAAGAGCCAGACAGAACCCUCUCCGUGCAACUUGCUCACCGUAAAAAUCAUACAAAUGAAAAAUGCCAGGAAAGCAGACUUGUUCACCCAGUCCGAUUGCUAUGUGAGCCUGAGUUUGCCAACAGCUUCAGUGCAGCAUUUCCGCACCAAGACAGUCCAGAACAAUAAGAACCCGACAUGGAAUGAAACCUUCCACUUCACGAUUCAGAGCCAGGUUAAGAACAUUCUGGAACUGAAAGUUUGUGAUGAGGACAACACAACUGAAGAUGACCAUCUCCUUACUGUUUUCUUUGAUGUCUCCAAAAUCCAGCUUGGAGAAAACAUUCGUCUGUGUUUCCAGCUGAAUCCACAGGGAAAAGAGGAGCUGGAGGUUGAAUUCACAAUGGAAAGCAGUCCGGAUCCUCCUGAAAACAUUGUUACUAAUGGAGUUUUAGUGUCCCGUGAAGUUUCCUGUUUGGACGUGCAGGUGAAUGGUGGGAGGCUGAGGAAGGACAGCACAGAGAGGAAGUUUGCGUUAACUGUAGAUGGGUCAUAUGAAGGAACCCAGAUUCACACGCUGAGCUCCUGCCUCUGCCCAACCUCCUCAGCCAGGUUCCACUACAUCAAGUAUAAUCAGUCAGUGCUCACCGUGGCACUACCCCGGCGGAGGACACUCAGCAGGUCUAUAUCAAGUCAAAAUGAAAGGGAUAUGAAUGAGUCUGUGACCAUACCUCUGAACUCGCUUCCUAUACAAGAGAAAAUAACAAUAGCAGAGGACAGGACAAUUGACUUGUACACAAAGGCAAAAGAAUGGACUCAGGGUCUGUUUUUCAGGCCAAGAAACCUAGACGCACGGUUGGGCUUUGACCUGUGCAGUGAUGAACAGGAUUUUCUGAGAAACCGGAAGAGAGUGGUUGCUGCUGCAUUGAAGGAAGUUCUUCAUCUGGAGGAAGACCUGCAAGAGCAUGAGGUGCCUAUAGUUGCUGUGACCACAGCAGGGUGUGGGAUAAGAGCACUCACUGCCAUGUAUGGAAGCAUUUUGGGUCUUCAAAAAUUGCGUGUUCUGGACUGUAUUUCAUACAUCAGUGGCUCAUCUGGCACAACAUGGACCAUGACAAAACUGUAUGAGGAUGCUGAUUGGUCACGUAAAGAUCUUGGAGAAAUAAUUAUUGAAGCACGUAAGCAAGCAGCCAAGUGCAAGAUGGAUGCUUUUUGCUUGAGAAGCCUGAGGAAUUAUUACAGAGAGCUGAGCCAAAGGACGCAAGCAGGCCAUAAGACAUCUUUUAUUGAUCUUUGGGGGCUCAUGAUAGAAUCCAUGUUAAAUGAUGGGAAGUGCCACCACAGACUAUCUGAUCAACGUCGAGCAGUGAAUCAGGGCCAGAACCCACUGCCCAUCUACCUUGCCCUUAAUGUCAAGGACAAAGUUACCACCAAAGAUUUUAGAGAAUGGGUGGAGUUCACACCAUACGAAGUGGGCUUCCUGAAGUAUGGUGCCUUCAUUCGUGCGGAGGAUUUUGGCAGCGAAUUCUUCAUGGGUCGUCUGAUGAAGAAGCUCCCCGAGUCCCGGAUCUGUUUCAUGCAAGGAAUGUGGAGUAGUAUCUUCUCCAAAAACCUCUUGGAUGCCUGGCAUGCAGCUGACAAUUCAGAGGACUUCUGGCACAGGUGGACCCAAGACAAAGUGACUGAAAUAGAAGAACAACCAGACUUGCCCGAGAAGCCACAUGAGAUGGCUACAUGCAUGUUCACUCCUACGAGCGGCCUCUCUACGUCUCUCCGGGAUAUCCUGACGGACCGCCCUGCCGUCUCCAAGUAUCACAACUUCCUGAGAGGCUUCCAGAUGCACAAUGAGUACAUCCAGCAGGAACAUUUCACAAAAUGGAAAGACACUUUGCUAGAUGCCUCUCCUAAUGACCUGAGAAGCAAUUCAGACCACCUGGAGUUGGUGGAUGCAGCUUUCUUCUUUGAAACCAGCUGCCCACCCCUUAUGAGACCAGAGCGGAAAGUGGAUGUCAUCAUAUUCUUAAAUUACACUGGUGGAUCUCAGACCUUGCCCCUGGAGCAGGCUUGCAGAUACUUCUCGGAGCAGGGAAUUGCAUUUCCCAGCACUGGACUCAAGGAAGAUGAGAAGAAUCUGAAGGAGUGCUACAUGUUUGACGGUGCAGGCAUGCCGGGAGCUCCUCUGCUGCUGUAUUUUCCAUUAGUGAAUGACACCUUCCAAAGAUAUGUAGCACCUGGCAUGUCACGUAGUGCUGCUGAAAUGGAAGAGGGCAAGGUUGAUAUCUCCAGUUUCUGCUCUCCAUACUCAACGAGGGAGGUCUCGCUGAAAGCAGAAGAUUUCAACAAACUCAUGAAGCUCACUAAUUACAACAUCAUGAACAAUGAAAACAUGAUUCUUCAGGCCUUGCGCAUGGCUGUGGCACAGAAGAAACAAGCUCCAAGCCAGACAGUAUCACAAGCACAGUCCUCUGCUUGAACAGCAUUUUCCUUCCUGUCACUAAAUAUUUACCACGACAGCACAUAUGCAAUAGCUACUUCUCUGCUCUUGGCAGAUGCCAUCUGUUUCUAACUAAGUAGCCUUCUCAAAAAAGAAAACUUGAAGUAUGUUUUUCAAAGCUGUAUGUUUCAGUUUACUAAGUAGUAGCUGCUUUUUGAUUCACAGUUGUGAUACCAAGCAUAGCAGUCUAUGUUAACACCACAUCACUGCAAUGAUCAAAAAAUGAAAAUUCAGCUGUGUGUGGUAGGGAAAUAGUUUUGUCCUUACCUCUGCAAUGUCUUAUUGUCUCAGUGGCUAGUUGCUAGUAUUUUUUCAUCUGCAAAAUAUUCUGGCAGUUUGCUGAGAUCAUUGGUAGCAAAUCUAUAAAGCCCUCUUCAGAGAGAGAAGGAGGCAGCCACGCAUUAUCAAUUUAAUUAAUUUCACUUGGAUUUAAUAACUUGAAUAAUAUUAUGUUAUACCUUUUAAAAGUUUUGCUUCCUAGGUGAUUCUUUUGUCAUGAACAUCAUGGAAUAUACAUAUAUCAUGAAAGCUAUUUGGUUUUUCAAACUUGGGUUGGGUAAUGGAUGUCUAGAUGGGUGGACUUCUAGGUGCUUGAUGACAUCUAUUCUUAUCAAUCAAAUCAAACUUAUGAAUUAUUUUUGAAGGACUGUUGCUAUUUCUUUGUCCAGUCAACUGGGUUCUGUCUCAGAUUAUGUGUGUGUUCUGCAAUUGUCUCCCUGAAAUGCAAUUUUGCUUCAGAAUCAUUUCAAGUUUGUUUGAUGUAGUGAAUUGAAAUAUUACUGAAGCAGAUAGCAUGGGAGGGGAAUUGCAGGACAUAUGGUAAUUGCACACACAAAAUCACACAGGAAAAAUGAAGUAAGAUACCAAUACUCUGCAUCACAUGGUUAAAGUAUUGUUAAAAACCCAUAAAACAUAAAAUACAGCUGUUAGGUAUGCUAGCACAAAUUAAGAUUAUAUGACUGCCACAAUGUAACUAGUUAUUUAAUAAGUGCAUUGAAAUAUAGUGACUGUGGGGAGAAAGCUGAUUUAUACACAUAUAGCACAAAAAUAUAACAGCUCUCAAACACCAGUGCAGUAUUUGAAGAAUAGAAGAAAUGCCUGUCCCAGGAAUGGCAUAUACCAUUUAGGAAUAUACCCUAAAUGGUAUAUGCACAGAGCUGAUAAAGAACUGGAUGAGCAAUCUAUUAACACAAAAGCAGCACUUCUCUUCAGGCCAUACAGAAGAAUGUCAUGUAAAGCAGGAAAAAAUUGUGUGUCAUGCCAAAGAAGCAUGUCUUGUCCACUAGUGUAUGAAUGUUGAUCAACCAUCAUUGCAUAUCUGUACGUGCAUAUAUAGCAGAAUAAAUAUCUAGUAUUUCUUCCUCUUCAGAUAAUGAGAUAUUUCAUAAAUAAAACCUCUGGAAAGCUGUCUCCUUUUGGACAGCUUUCCAAGAGUUAUGAAAAAAUAUUAACUAUUUGGCUAAAAAAAAGAAAAAAGAAAAAGCCCAGGUGUUUUGAGGAGAAGCAAACAUAUCCAAAUACACUAAAGGCUAAGAAAAGUCCAGCAGAGACAGACAUCUAGCUCCUGUUUCUAGUGUGGAUUCUUCCUUAGAGUCAAGUUACCGGAGAAAGACAUGUGGUCUUUUCUGGAACUGUGGCUUGUUAAGAAGUUGUGUUUUCCUGUGGUUUUGGUCACAGUUGUGAAAGGCAGGUGCUGGCAGAUGGGAGUUUGUUUGUCAAACACGAGCCAGGAUAAGAUUUCCAGGAGUCCCUCACCUUCUUUUAUAACCUGGCCUAAAAGGUGCAGGCAAGAGUGAUAAAAGAGUCUUUUCUAUCCACGAAUUUCUCAAGAAAGUACAUAGACAAUUUCAACCUCAUAUUCUAAAAUCCUGACAUUGUUUUAUCUAAGAAGCCACUGAUGACCUCAAAAUAAGGUAACUAAACUGUCAAAACGGGCAUAGUGACUGAAUCCUCAGUGCCUUAGGAGGGUAUCAUCAUAUUUGUCAGAGUGUUCCUUUUAUUGCAAAGAUUUGGGUAUUACUCCAGUCCAGUUCCAGUUUGCAGCUGCUGGACCUUGUUUGGGACUUUUUUUUUUGUCAGGAUUAGAUACUAUGCUUGACUGAUAGUAAAUGGUGAGGAUCUGUUCCUUCCUGGUUUUACCAGACUCAGAGUGGUAAGAAAACACGUAUUCCUGAGACAAGAACAGUUAUCUGGGGAUCCCUCCUACAGCCUGCUCCACUUUUGGAAUGUCCCUUGUCAGAACUGAUAAAGAACAAAUCUCAGAUAAUCUCAACCAAACCAGAAAUAGUAGAUUCUCAGACACUGUCAUGGUGUUUUGGGUUACUGGGUUCUCCACUUUGAGAUAUUUUUGUUUGUUUGUUUGUUUUAAUUUGUAGGCAGGCAUCAUUUUCCAUAGUCCUGGUGCUACCAUAGCUCUUCAUCCCCAGGUCAGACUUCCACGGGAACGUCUCAGGAAACAUCAGUUCAGCUGCUGCAGAAGCAAACAAAUCAGUUCAGCCACUUUGAGAUCAGUGUUCACAGUUUGGUGAUAAAUAGCCAAGGCUGCUUGUCUGAUUGAGGUCUUUUUAACCAGACAUAAUCUUAAUGGGAAUGUUAUCUUCGUCAUCAUACAAUUAUGAUAGAAUGGUUUGAGUUGGAUGUGACUUUAAAGACCAUCUAGUUCCACCCCUCUGCCAUGGGCACCAGACCAAGUUGCUCAAAGCCUCAUCCAGCCUGGGCUUGAACACCACCAGAGAUGGGACAUCCAAGACUUCUUUGGGUAACCUGUUUCUGUGCCUCACCACCCUUACAGUAAAAAAUUUCUUCCUAACAUCUAAUCUAAAUCUGCCCUCUUUCAGCUUAAACUCAUUACCCCUCAUCCUGUCACUGCACUCCCUGAUAAAGUGCCCCUUCCUAUCUUUCCUGGUGGACCCCUUUAAAUACUCAAAAGCUACUAUAAAGUCUCCCCAGAGCCUUCUCUUCUCUAGCUUGAACAACCCCAACUCUCUCAGACUGCCCUCAUAUGGGAGGUGCUCCAGCCCUCCAAUGACCUCCGUGGCGGUUCUUUGUACUCACACUAACAGAUCCAUGUCCUUGUGUCAUUUUACAUCUCUUUAAUCGGAAAGGUUUUGAGUGUAAAUUUCUAAUCCUAAAAUGUUUGAUGACUAAAGUAAUUUUCAUUCUGUGCAAAGCUGUAAGGCCAGAAUUGACUCUCUCUAUUGUGAGUUUUCUUGACGUGUGUGUGUGCAGAAAGGAAAAACAGGUCAUGAGUACCGUGAGUGUAUGAAACUCUUGCAGUUCUGAAGUGGUCAUUUCAUAUCAGACAUCUGAGCAUGUAACUAGCUGGACCUGUGCAAGGGUCAUUCACCUUUGUACCUGCUGAUGCACAGUUUUCUGCCAGAAAAUAGUUGGGUGCAAUUCUUCUUAUUAUAAUUUCAUGACAUUGCAUCAUUUUUAACACAUUUAGAUGUUAGCUUUUAAGAUGAAUAGAUGUAUGCCCUAAUUUGGUGAAUUUGUUCUUUUUGUCUUGAUUUACUAAUAAGUUUUGUGUUUGUGGAAGAGUUCUGAAAGCUGAAAAUGCAUACCCACCUGACAAAUAUAUGAAUGGAAUUGAGGAAACACCUACCAGAAAGCAACUCAACACCCUCUAUCUCCAAGAA
Molecule: messenger RNA, 6261 nt
Organism: Cuculus canorus (common cuckoo)
Lineage: Eukaryota; Metazoa; Chordata; Aves; Cuculiformes; Cuculidae
Product: cytosolic phospholipase A2 epsilon
Exons: 20
Coding region: 134-2602 (822 amino acids)
Biological process (GO): glycerophospholipid catabolic process
Cellular component (GO): cytosol
Molecular function (GO): calcium-dependent phospholipid binding; calcium ion binding
Source: RefSeq, a predicted model, not a curated record